Rotaria sp. Silwood1 is the source of this 1929-nucleotide messenger RNA. NCBI's taxonomy places the organism in Eukaryota, Metazoa, Rotifera, Eurotatoria, Philodinida, Philodinidae. The record is from the annotation of a GenBank genome assembly.
AUGUCGAAUACAAAUCAAAAUCUAUCCUCAGUUGAUCAAGAUUCUAAUUCACAACACCAAGAAAAUUCAAUUUCAUCAGUAUCUCAACAAAAUGAUAUUCAACAAAGAUCAACACCAAAUAAUCGUAAUCCUCCUAUUCGACGACGUCAAUCACCAUGGGAAAUAAUCAAAUCUUUUCUAUUUCGAAUAUUAAUGAUUUAUUUCGUUACACGAUUUUUUCAUCGACCAACAACAGUUCAUACAAUAGAAAAUAGAACAUUACCAAUUAAUCCAUCAAUUUCUAAUAAUGCUUAUAUGUCUAAAAAUCUUUAUACAACUGGUGAUUUAUUCGAUAUUUAUAUAUUUAUUAACGAAGAACAAAUUUAUAGAUAUGAUCGAAUGAGAAAACCUAUUUGGAUAUUGAAUCAUUUUAAAUAUGGAGAUUGGACAUCAGAAGGAACACAUAUUAAAUUUAUUGAGUUUCCUAUUUCAGAGAAUGUAAAAAAUAAUGGUUCAAUUUAUUUACAUGUUGUUGUAACAAAACAUGGAUUUUCUAUUGAUCCAAAUCAACGUGAAUCUCAUUCACCACAAUAUACAUUUUGGAAAAGUAAACGUUUAAAUAAAUAUAGAAAAAAAGUUUAUAAAAAAACAAAAAAUCUUUUAACGGGUAAUACUCAACAAAAUGAAGAAUAUCAAAAGAAAGCUGAUGAUAAUGUCAUUGAACUUUUAUCACAUUGGCAUUCAAAUAUGACAAUUAAUUUACUUGAUGAUCAAUCAUCAUGGAUGAAAGGCAGUAUACCACCACCAUUGGAUAAAUAUGUUAAUUUUGAUGUGUAUACUGGACAAUAUUAUCCAGUUCUUUAUUUAAAUGAUUAUUGGAAUCUUCUUGCUGAUUAUUAUCCAAUUAAUAAUACAAUCGAUAAAUUAAAUUUAACAAUUACUGUUGCACCAAUACAAUUAUGGAAAUGGCAAAUGUUUAUAUCACAAAAUACACGUCAAUCAUGGUAUGGAAAUUUAUUUGGUGAUGAACAGAAUGAUGAAGAUCAAGAUACAAUUAAACGUGCACUUGUUGAAACAAAUCCAUAUUUACUUAUAAUGACUAUAAUUGUUUCACUAAUACAUACAAUUUUUGAAAUAUUAGCAUUUAAAAAUGAUAUUCAAUUUUGGCGAACACGAAAAUCUCUUGAAGGUUUAUCAGUUCGAAGUGUCUUCUUAAGUAUAUUUCAAAGUUUUAUUGUCUUAUUAUAUGUAUUUGAUAAUGAAACAAAUACAAUGGUUCGUAUUAGUGUUUUUGUUGGUAUAAUUAUUGAAUUAUGGAAAGUACCAAAAAUUGUUAAUUUUCAAUGUUUACCAAAUGAAACAUGGUUUGGUAUAAUACCAAAAUAUAAAUAUGUUUAUAAACAAUCAUAUAAAGAUACAACAACAUCGGAAUAUGAUCGAAUGGCUUUUAAAUAUUUAUCAUGGAUUUUAUUUCCAUUAGUUGUUGGUUAUGCAUGUUAUUUAUUAAUGUAUCAUGAACAAAAAAGUUGGUAUUCAUUUUGUUUAAGUACAAUUUAUGGAUUUUUAUUAACAUUUGGUUUUAUUAUGAUGACACCGCAAUUAUUUAUUAACUAUAAACUUAAAUCUGUAUCACAUCUACCAUGGCGUAUGAUGACAUAUAAAGCAUUAAAUACAUUUAUUGAUGAUUUAUUUGCUUUUGUUAUUAAAAUGCCAACAAUGUAUCGACUUGGAUGUUUUCGUGAUGAUAUAAUAUUUUUUAUAUAUCUGUAUCAACGUUAUAUUUAUCCAGUAGAUCGUACACGUAUGAAUGAAUUUGGUACAACAGGUGAAACAGAUUCUAGUAUUAUACCUGUUGAUCAUGAGAUAUUAAGAACUAGUCAAAAUUCUAAUAGUCAAGUAGAACAAUCAAUGUCAGAUACAAUAAACGAGCAACAUGAAAAAGUCGAAUAA